Molecule: messenger RNA, 1303 nt
Organism: Syngnathus acus (greater pipefish)
Lineage: Eukaryota; Metazoa; Chordata; Actinopteri; Syngnathiformes; Syngnathidae
Gene: ufd1l
Product: ubiquitin recognition factor in ER associated degradation 1
Exons: 12
Coding region: 147-1079 (310 amino acids)
Cellular component (GO): VCP-NPL4-UFD1 AAA ATPase complex
Molecular function (GO): polyubiquitin modification-dependent protein binding
Source: RefSeq, a predicted model, not a curated record
GUCAUCGACUACGUCACCCGCACUUCCGGUUUGGGCGGAAGACAACAGUAGAAGUACUCGGCUUGUAUGUAAAUGUCAAAAUAGCCUAACACAAGCUCGUAUUCUUGUUUUGGGCGCUGCGUGGGAGCAAAGACGACCACGUCGACAUGUUUUCCUUCCACCUCUUUGACCACCCGAUGUCCCGUGGCUUCCAGAACCGCUUUUCCACUCAGUACCGAUGCUAUUCUGUGUCGAUGCUGGCGGGUCCCAACGACCGCUCCGACGUGGAGAAGGGAGGAAAAAUCAUAAUGCCACCUUCAGCGCUUGACCAGCUCAGCAGACUUAAUAUCACCUACCCAAUGCUCUUCAAGCUGACCAACAAGAACUCGGACCGAAUGACACAUUGUGGUGUUCUUGAAUUUGUGGCAGAUGAGGGAAUCUGCUAUCUUCCACACUGGAUGAUGCAGAAUCUGCUGCUGGAGGAAGGCGGUCUGGUCCAGGUUGAGAGUGUUAACCUCAUGGUGGCCACCUACUCCAAGUUCCAGCCGCAGAGUCCGGACUUUUUGGAUAUUACAAACCCCAAAGCAGUCCUGGAGAAUGCUUUGAGGAACUUUGCGUGUCUGACCACGGGUGAUGUCAUAGCCAUCAACUAUAAUGAAAAGAUUUAUGAGCUGCGUGUGAUGGAGACCAAGCCAGACAAAGCAGUAUCCAUCAUUGAGUGUGACAUGAAUGUGGAUUUUGAUGCGCCGCUCGGUUACAAAGAGCCCGAACGCAGGCCUCAUCACCAAGAAGAACCGACUGAGGAGGACGCAGAUCCAAGCACUUAUGCCGAUAUGGACACACGAUUCCGAGCCUUCACUGGUUCUGGCAACCGUUUGGAUGGUAAAACCAAAGGGAUCGAGCCCAGCCCUGCUCCGCUGGGCCCCAGCGACAUUAUCAGAGGUAUCCCCAACUACGAGUUUAAAGUCGGCCGGAUCACGUUCAUUCGAAACUCAAGGCCACUGCCGAGAAGAAUGCCUGACGAUGAUGACGCCAUGAACAGAUUCAUCGCCUUCUCCGGAGAAGGACAAUCAUUACGCAAGAAGGGCAGAAAGCCAUGAUGAGCUCUGGCAAAAAAGAUUUGAAGGCUCAUGUGCACAAACACACACACACAACAUGUCUUGUCACCUACGCCUGCAAAGUGAAAACAUUCUUUCAGGCACACCGAGACAACGCUUUGAAAUUGCAGUUGUGCUGUGGAAGUUGGCUUGUACUUGAUUACAACUGGGGCAGUCCCUUUUUUGUUGAAUUGAAGCUGCGAUGCAUAAAAUGCUGCCAGCAGUGA